AUGUUGAAUUUUGAGGAGAAUGUAAUAAUUAAUGAUGAAAAUGAUAUUGGAUCUGAUCAAGAGACAAAUUGCUCUUAUUCAGAACAUUCCAGUCGAACACCAUCUAUUGAAAUAGCAUCCAUGUCAUCGACAAUAUCAACAUUGAAUACUACAGAUCAUGCUUUAAUAUCAACAAAAGUUAUCGAUAAUUCUUGUAAUAAACAAGAACAGUUGAUGAAUUUAUUAACUUCUGACUUUUUGUCUUGCUCAUUUUGUCAUGCAAAUGAUAAUGUAAUAAAGCUUCUUCCGUGUUUACAUACAGUCUGUCAAAGUUGUGCUAUUUCAUUACAUAACCAUUCAAAGAGUCAGGAUAAUUCACCAAUAAAAUGUAAAGCUUGUCAUAUGGCUGGUUUGAAAUUACAAGAACAAUAUGAUCCUCAUAAUAAUAAUAGUUCUAUUAAUGAAACACUAAAAAAUAACUAUAACGAUGAGAAAUAUUCGACAGUUCAACGUGGCAUUAGCUCAACUACUGACUCAAACUGUGUAUUAGAAAAUGAGGAAACAAUUACAGUGGAUGAAUUACAAUUUCCAAAUGCAAUAUUUAUUGAAAAACUUCGAGAUUUAGCAAAUUUAUUACAAAAAGAUACAAUACGUAAAUGUGAUUAUUGUAUGUUUGAAAAUCAAAAUUCAGAAGCUCAAUUCAGGUACUUUAAGUUAUUUACUUGUGUAUAA
Molecule: messenger RNA, 711 nt
Organism: Schistosoma mattheei
Lineage: Eukaryota; Metazoa; Platyhelminthes; Trematoda; Strigeidida; Schistosomatidae
Source: the annotation of a GenBank genome assembly